GAUGACUUUGCUUUCUCGACGGAGAGCGGUACACAAGCCUAUAUAUUGUGUGCGUUCAGCGUUAAACAUUCAGUCUCAAUUAAGGAGCGCCAAGAGCGAAGAUGCGUUAGUUUCGUGAAUCUGCGAUCGAAUGUGGACACAUCGAAUGACAUCUCAUCAAACUGGCAAUAAAUUCCGUUUCAUAACUUCGGUGCAUCUCAGACUCUCACCACUUAUUCAUUAUCAAGUGAUUCACACAUGCACAUGCUACACGCGAAGUCGUAAGGGAUAAAUACAACCAGUAGAUCCACAAACAGGAAACGAACCAUGCUUGGUAUGAUAUUUGAGUCAGUAUUCUUCAGCUGGCUGUCUAUUGCCACGCUUCUCACUUAUUUCAUCUACUGGUAUUCCACAUCUACCUUCAACUACUGGAAGGAGAAAGGCAUACCUUACCUCAAACCAACACCUGGGUUUGGCAACACAAGACGGAUGUUCUUCAAGACUUCAUUUGCUGAGCAGUUUAAGAUAUUCUAUGACAAAUUUGAUGGCGAACGAUUCUGUGGAGUGUUUCAGUUCCGAUCGCCAAUCCUUGUGGUCCGAGACCCAGACAUUAUCAAACUUGUAAUGGUAAAGGAUUUCCCAUACUUUCAGGACCGCCGAGUUUCAUUCAACGAAAAGAAGGAGCCCCUAAGUGCCCACCUCUUGAAUAUGAGAGGCAACCAGUGGCGCAGACUUCGUGCAAAACUUACGCCAACAUUCACUUCUGGAAAAAUGAAAAUGAUGUUCAGCUUGAUGAAUGAAUGCGCAGAGGAACUCACAACCUUUCUAGAAGUACAUGCUUCAAGAAAUGAAGACUUAGAAGUAAAGGAAGUCAUGGCAAAAUUUACGACGGAUAUUAUCGGCAGCUGUGUCUUUGGUCUAAAAUGUAAUUCAUUGAAGGACCCAGACUCUGAAUUUAGAAGCAUGGGACGUAAAGUUGUAGAGCCUUCUUUAAAUAAUGUCGUAAGGCGGCUGCUUAGUUUACUGGUGCCUAUACUUGGUAUCAGAGUUCUACCUUGGGAAGUCACUCAGUUCUUCAUAUCAGCUGUCAGGGAGACAAUAAAGUACCGGGAGCAGCACAACAUAGUACGUAAUGACUUCAUGCAGCAACUUAUUCAACUGAAGAACCAAGAACAGGUUCGAGAUGAUGAAAUACUUGACAAGGGAAACCUCAAAAAGGAAUUUUCUACAAAUGGCAUAUCCUUGCCAACAAAAAAUGGGGAGAAUGUGGCAGAAAAUAUAGUUUUUACUGACAGCAGACUGGCAUCUCAAGCAUUCAUAUUUUUCUUGGCUGGGUUUGAAACAUCAUGCACCACACUGAGCUUCUGUUUGUAUGAGCUAGCUGUGAACCCAGAUAUUCAAACCAAACUCAGGGAAGAGGUAGAUGUCACACUUCAGAAGUUUGGAGGGAUCACAUAUGAUGCUGUUCACAGCAUGAGAUACCUCAGUAAAGUGAUAGAUGAGACUCUACGCAAGCAUCCUCCUGCAGCAAAUAUAACCCGUGUCGUGACUCAGCCAUACACCAUACCAGAAACUUCUGCAGAACUCGAAAAGGGCAUCAGAGUUGUCAUACCAGUAUAUGCCAUACAUCAUGACCCACGUUACUACCCAGAACCUGAUCGGUUUGAUCCAGAACGCUUCUGUGAGGAAGCAAAGUCUUUAAGACCUCAUUUCACAUAUUUGCCCUUUGGAGAAGGACCAAGGAAUUGCAUUGGGAUGCGUUUUGGAUUGCUGCAGACAAAAGUAGGCGUUUCUGUUCUUCUAUCAAAUUAUGAGUUUAGUGUGUGUGAGAAGACAAAACAGCCUCUGGAUCUGGACCCAAAGUCUUUCAUCACAUCAGCAAAAGGUGGCAUAUGGCUGAAGAUAAGCAGACGUUCAUCACAAAAAUAAAGCAUUAUCACAGCUGAUGACAACUAUUGGUAUAAAACAUUUUCCGGAAUGUAUUAGGAACAAAGUUGCUGUUCAUACUAAAACAGAUUCAAUAUUGACAUUUAACAUGAAUAUAAUACAAAUGAAUUUUAUCCCUCAUGACAGGGUAAGAACAGCACAGAAAUAUGAGGUUCCUGCAUUAAAAAGAGCUUUCUACUUCAUAGAAUUUCGAGCUUUGAGUAUUUAGUAUGAGACUAGUUACACCUAAACUCCAGUCUGUGAACCAUUAUUAGCUAUGUGGCACAUGACAGAAAAUAAAAUGGAUUUUAGCAAUAUUAUGCACAAUCUGUUUUAUUUUUUAUUUGUUUCAACUUUCUCUAUGCUGAUCUUUCUAUACCUGCUUAUUUAAUUAUACAUCUAAUAUCAAAAUUACUGAAUCUUAACAACAUAGUUGGCUUAGAAAUUGGUAAAGCAUGACACCAACAGAAGUUGUUAAAUAUUUUUCUGAAAUGUUUGCACCUAACUUACAAUGUUAGCAUUAUUAUUUUCUGACAAUAAAACAAUUUGUGUUACAAUUUUA
Zootermopsis nevadensis is the source of this 2467-nucleotide messenger RNA. RefSeq names its product putative cytochrome P450 6a14. NCBI's taxonomy places the organism in Eukaryota, Metazoa, Arthropoda, Insecta, Blattodea, Termopsidae. The record is from RefSeq and is a predicted model, not a curated record. Gene Ontology annotation, molecular function: monooxygenase activity; heme binding; iron ion binding.